This is a messenger RNA of Thrips palmi, 1318 nucleotides long. RefSeq lists its product as uncharacterized. NCBI's taxonomy places the organism in Eukaryota, Metazoa, Arthropoda, Insecta, Thysanoptera, Thripidae. The coding region runs from base 305 to 778 and encodes 157 amino acids. The record is from RefSeq and is a predicted model, not a curated record. The transcript has 5 exons.
GGAGGGGAGAGGAGAGGAGAGAACCAAAACAGAACAGAAAUCGGUUUUCUUUCUGUUGCUGAGCAGGUGGCAGUCAAUCACUACACCGUUUUCCUGGUGCUGAAAGUUUCCCUCGGUCAACGGUCGUCACUCAUUGGAUUACAAACAUUCUGUUCCUGAACGUGGACGUGCAAACCGACGACUCGGGAGUAUUUUACGAAGACUAGUGGUUGUUUGGGGGCGCCUGCUGUCUAUGUGUGAGUACGUGAUGUCGCUUUCGACCGCCUGAACAGGAAAUAUCUCAUCCAAAGCCGACCGCUGUACCAUGGACCACCAGGAGGGCACAGAAAUGGAGGAUGCAAAGUCUGCGAGGAUAAGGGCUGAAAUUUUGAAUUGUGUGAAUGAGCUUGAGCAAGGAAUCACAAGGAUUGACAGCAUUUUUAGGCGGCUUACAGACCACUGUUCAUCUCUCUUUGACCCUCAAGAAAACUUAACAAUGGACUCGGCAGAAUCUGCUCGACUUGUAGCUGAGAUUGAUUUUCUUAAUGAGGAACGGCGAGAAGAAUUUGUGAGGGUAACCUGCAUCAUACAGCACUGUUCUUCAUUGUACGCCGAGAUGAGAGACACAGAGAAGUUUGAACAGCAUGCUGAAGUCUAUGCCAAGGGGAUUGCUGGCCUGGAUCAUGUUAGCAGAAAGCAGAAGGAGGCAGUGAAGAGGCUGGAGUAUGUAAUGAAGCAAGUCACCGAUUACUGCAAGUUACGCUUUACUUCCCUUUUUGACAUGGUGUUUGAAGAAUAAGCCAUCACAGCCACAAUAGCUAUGAUGUGUCGCUUUUUCUUCUUUUUCAAAUGCUCAGUUUACUGCCAAGACUACUUUCCUUUUCUGUGUGCGUGUGCCUGCACAUAAUAAUUAUUUAACUGUGUCAUCCCUGUGGUACUCAGUCUUACUAGUCUUUAAAUAAUUUAAAGUUUACUUUAAAAUUUAUAUUAUUGGCAGCCAAAUAACGAAUUAAGUGAUGACGUGGGGCCCCUGUUGUGUUCUUUGUGUGCACUAGGUUCUAAUUAUUUACGUGAAAUGGCAAACAUUUCAAAUAGGAGAAAAUGAGUGAGAAGAGAAGCCCAUUUCUGAUUAUUAUUAUUUCCAUAUGAAUGCACAGUUGCAGUGGCAAAGACUGAUUUUUUUUUAAGUUGAUUCUUUUUAAAUCUGUAAAUGCAUAGAUUUGUAUUGUCUUCUAGUGUGUGUGAUGUUGUUUGUGCUGAGCCACUUAUGGUCUGGGCCUCCAUGCAGUGGCAGCAUACAUUCAGGUAAUGAAUAAAGUUCAUUUUGAUGUUGAUAAAA